Nematocida parisii ERTm1 is the source of this 615-nucleotide messenger RNA. RefSeq names its product 60S ribosomal protein L15. NCBI's taxonomy places the organism in Eukaryota, Fungi, Microsporidia. The transcript has a single exon. The record is from RefSeq and is a predicted model, not a curated record. Gene Ontology annotation, biological process: cytoplasmic translation. Gene Ontology annotation, molecular function: RNA binding; structural constituent of ribosome. Gene Ontology annotation, cellular component: cytosolic large ribosomal subunit; ribosome. Bases 1 to 615 code for a protein of 204 amino acids.
AUGUCCGCAUAUGAUUAUAUGGCAGAAAUACAGAAGCAUAAACAGUCUGAUGUAAUGAGAUACUUACUCAGAAUAAGAUGCUGGGAGUACAGACAAAGGAAUACAAUCCAUAGAGCAACCACAUCCACUAGACCAGAUAAAGCAAGAAAACUGGGUUACAUUAAGAAGAGGGGUAUCGUUAUAUACAGAGUAAGAAUAAGAAGAGGAGGAAGAAGAAGAAACGUAAAGAAAGGGAAUGUCUCAGGUAAGCCAGUAAACCAAGGAAUCUACCAACAGAAACAGAAGAAGAGUCUCCAUGCACUCGCUGAAAUAAAGGUCGGUAACAAACUGGCCAGUCUAAGGAUACUUAACUCAUACUGGGUCGGACAGGAUGCGACCUACAAGCACUACGAGGUGAUCCUGGUUGACCCUAUGGUACAGAAUAUACGUACAGACAGUAGAAUCAACUGGAUAUGCAGUAAUAAGCAUAAGAGAAGGGAGUGCAGAGGGUUAACAACUGCCACUAAGAAGAGCAGAGGACUCGGUCGGGGUACACGGUAUAAUAAGACCAAGGGAGGAUCGAGACAGGCUGCUUGGAGGAAGAGUAACACAGUUUCCCUGCUUAGGUACAGGUAA